Molecule: messenger RNA, 1862 nt
Organism: Nelumbo nucifera (sacred lotus)
Lineage: Eukaryota; Viridiplantae; Streptophyta; Magnoliopsida; Proteales; Nelumbonaceae
Product: 7-deoxyloganetic acid glucosyltransferase-like
Molecular function (GO): quercetin 3-O-glucosyltransferase activity; quercetin 7-O-glucosyltransferase activity
Source: RefSeq, a predicted model, not a curated record
UCAGACAGGGCUUAAGAAUGAAAGUCACUAAAGAUGGUGGUUCAAGAAGGGAUGGGGAUCUCGGUGACUGACAAUGAUAGGCAUGGAAGGGGGAAGGAGGUGCCGCCACUAUUACUUCUCUCCGCUCCGUUAUAUUAAGUGACGCGGUGGAUUGUUAUUAGUAGAUGCAGAGUUUUGGCGAAGACUCUGGAUCUCCUGCUGUCCUCCACACUUCACUAGCGUCUAUCAAAAGCAGAUAACAAGACUGCGAACAAAUACAGUUGAGAAUUGAGAGUGAAGAUGGAGACAUCAGUAGCAGUUCCUCAUGUGCUCCUCUGCCCGCUCCCCGUGCAGGGCCACAUAAACCCCAUGAUUAAGUUAUCAGAACUCCUCUCACUUGCUGGAUUUCACGUCACAUUCCUCACCUCCGAGCACAUCCACCGCCGUCUCCUCCGCUUUACCAACCUCAACUCUUCUCGCUUCGCCCGUUGUCCCGGAUUCCACUUUGCAACUAUCCCAGAUGGUCUUCCAUUUGAUCACCCCCGCUCAGGUCCGCAACUCGUGGAAUUGUUCGACUCCUUAAAGCUCACGUCCAUCCCUCUUUUACGAGAGAUGCUCGUUUCCAAUCGAUGGGGAUCUGACGUCCGGCCGCCUGUAACAUGUAUCAUAGCAGAUGGUCUCCUGUCAUUCACAAUUGAUGUGGCUGAAGAGCUUAACAUACCGAUUAUAUCUUUCCGUACAACCAGCGCUUGCAGCUUCUGGGCAUAUUUCUGUAUUCCGAAACUCGUUGAAGCAGGCGAACUUCCUUUCGGAGGAGAUGCCGACAUGGACUGUCCGGUAACGUGCGUGCCGGGGAUGGAAAGCUUUCUCCGACGGCGAGACCUCCCGAGUUUUUGUCGAACCAACAACUUGGGUGAACGUCCUUUCCAAUUCCUUGUCACAGAGAACCUUAACGCGACUCGAGCAUCUGCUCUCAUACUAAACACAUAUGAAGACCUAGAAGGACCUAUCCUCUCUCGAAUUCGUUCUCAUUGUCCGAAGCUGUAUACAAUCGGACCUCUCCAUGCGCUAUUGAAAUCCCAGCUUGCAGAUUCCUCACAUUCCGUUUCGUCCAGUAGUAGUCUCUGGGAAGAGAACAAAAGUUGCAUAACUUGGCUUGAUUCAAAAGCUUUGAGAUCGGUGGUGUAUGUAAGCUUUGGAAGUUUAGCUACGAUGACCAGAGACGAAGUAUUGGAGUUCUGGCACGGUUUGGUAAACAGCGGAAAGCCGUUCUUAUGGGUCAUAAGGUCAGACUUGUUAUCAGUAAAAGAAGGGGAGGAUGAGAUCCUGACAGAAUUGGUAAAGGGGACGAGGGAGAGAGGGUACAUAGUGGGAUGGGCUCCCCAGGAAGAGGUCUUGGCUCACCCGGCCGUCGGUGGCUUUCUCACCCAUAGUGGGUGGAAUUCGACUCUGGAGAGUGUUUACGCUGGAGUGCCAAUGAUUUGUUGGCCCAAAUUAGCGGAUCAGCAGGUGAACAGCAGAUUUGUCAGCGAGAUGUGGAGGUUGGGCCUUGAUAUGAAGGAUACUUGCGACAGAUUGAAGGUGGAAUUAAUGGUGAAAGAAGUGAUGGAGCAGAAAAGGGACGAAAUGAUGAAAUCGGCGGAAAAUAUGGCGAAGUUAGCAAGGAUGUCUGUCAGCGAAGGAGGUUCCUCUUCCUGCAACUUUGACAAACUGAUCCAAGAUAUAAAAUCGAUGUGCCUCGGAGCAUCUUAAGCAUAACUCAGAGUUGUGUUUGCAAAGGAAUUUACCUUAAUGUUUGUAUUACUGGUUUAGAUCAUGCGUGUGACUUCCGUGUUUUGGUUGAUUUCCUUCCCUUCCGAUCAUUAAUUUUAAAAUGUUUAACA